CGACGCGUCUCCAUGGCGGCGGCGAGCACCGAGCUGGGGCGGUACCGGCGGGCACGCAGCCUGGCACUGCGCAGCAGCAGCUCUGCCCUGUACAACAACCUGGCCGUGCUGUGCCCCCCCGGGCGGGCCCCGGCCUUCGGAGCCGUGCACGGCACCACCCUCAGCCUGCUGGGCACCGAGGGGCACCCCCGGCAGCUGCAGGCCCGCGGAGGGGGCUCUGCCCUCAGCACCCCCCUGCUGACACAGGCCGCGUGGUGCGAGCUCCCGUGGCGGGUGCUGCUGGUGCUCACAUCCCAGCGCGGGGUCCAGAUGUACGAGGCUGAUGGCUCCACCAUGGUGUUCUGGCACGCGCUCGACGUCCCGGAGCUGCCAGCAGCACAUUCCGUCUUCGCCCGGGGCAUCGCCGCGGCCGGCGGCCGCUUCGUCUGCGUGGGGACGUCCUUCGGGGCCGUGCUGGUGUUUGACAUCCCCCCAAAAGGGACCAACGUGACGCUGAGCGAGGUCCUGGAGCAGCACCGGGAUCCCGUCACCGACAUCGCGGCCGAGCAGGGCCGGGCCCCGGACGGGGCUGGGGACCUGGUGACGGCCGAUGACUCCGGGACCCUCUGCCUGUGGAGCAGCGGGGAGGAGUUCACCCUGCUGGGGAAGAUCCCGGGAUCUGGCUGCUCCUGCUCCUCGGUGGCGCUGUGGAACGGGGUCGUGGCUGCGGGCUAUGGGGACGGGCAGAUCCGGCUGUGGGAUGCGGGCUCGGGGCGGAUCCGUGCCCAGGUGAGCGCCCACGCCCGCUGGAUCUACGCGCUCGACCUGGCGCCGCUCACCGGCAAGCUGCUGUCGGGUGCAGAGGAUUCCUUUGUCCACGUCUGGAAGCUCAGCCGGGACCCGGACACCGAUGACAUCGAGGUGCGGCACUGCCACGCCGAGUGCGUGACGGACACGCAGGUUUGCGGCGCCCGCUUCUGCGACCCCGCCGGCGACACCUUCGCCGUCACCGGCUACGACCUGAGCGAGAUCCUCUGCUACGGCCCCGCCUGA
Messenger RNA from Lonchura striata (white-rumped munia), 1032 nucleotides. It is a transcript of the gene WDR54, whose product is annotated as WD repeat domain 54. Gene Ontology annotation, cellular component: nucleolus. Gene Ontology annotation, molecular function: protein binding. The record is from RefSeq and is a predicted model, not a curated record. Lineage: Eukaryota; Metazoa; Chordata; Aves; Passeriformes; Estrildidae. Gene Ontology annotation, biological process: ribosomal large subunit assembly.